AUGGCAGGCUUCAGAAUUGGGCUUCCUCUGUUCCUUCUGGGGCUGAUUGAGGUGAAAGCUGCUAACAUCAAAGGACUGACCUAUUAUGAUGCCCUAACAAUGGCUGUCACCUAUUUCAACAAAGAGACUGACGAGAAGAAUUCCUUCUGGUUUACAGCAGCUGAGCCCCCGCCUGACUGGAACACAUCCCGAGAGCCCUACCAUGUAAGUUUCACUGCCAAAGAGACCGACUGCCUGACAGCAGAAAAUAUCACCCCUGUCACAUGUGCCUUCAAAAAAAAUGGGUCUGACACCACUGGGCUAGAUGAAUUCCGAGGUCCAUUCCAACACUAA
Molecule: messenger RNA, 333 nt
Organism: Phascolarctos cinereus (koala)
Lineage: Eukaryota; Metazoa; Chordata; Mammalia; Diprotodontia; Phascolarctidae
Source: RefSeq, a predicted model, not a curated record